GCAGCAGGGGCAGGUGGUCUGGUCACAUGAUGUUGUUAGCCGAGGCUGAGGAGCAGCAACAUCUGAGCUGAAUCAAAGCCCACAUCACUCCCUACAUUGAAAAGCACACUUGUUACCAACCAUCAGGCAGAAUGUCGUAUGGGUCCAUUGAUGGAGGCUCCUUUGGCAGUCGCAACCCUUUUGGAGGUCCGACGAGGCAGGGCUACCAGCCAGUAGCCACACAGGUCAGCCCCUCAGAACUGCAAGAUGUGUUUCAGGAAACCUCCUCCAAUAUCUUCCAGAUCAACGCCAACGUUGUUGCACUAGAAAAGAAUCUACAGUCCCUGGGAACAUCUAGAGAUAGAGAGGACCUACGACAGAAUCUACACUCCAUGCAGCAGCAAACCAACAAAGUCAUCACCAGCACAAGCCAACUCAUCAAACAGCUCUCUGAUAUAAUCAGUGGCUCUUCACGGCAAGAUCGUCUGCACCUGACUAGACUAAAGACCGAACUCUCAGAGUCUGUGCAGCGCUAUGGGGAUCUGCAGAAGAAAAUUGCUGAGCGUUCAAGGGCCUUACUCUCUCCGGCAAAGACCGACACGAAGAAGAGUCCUCAGACCCCGUUUGCUGAGCAGAUGGAGGAGGGUCCGCUGUUCGGAGAAGUAGUAGGCUCAGAGAAUGUGGCUCAGGCUUUCCUGUCUGAGAUCAGCGAGGAGGAUGUGGAGGUGCUUCACCACAGAGAGGAGGCUCUACUGCAGAUUGAAAGAGACAUGCUGGACGUCAGUCAAAUCAUGAAGGAUCUGGCCAGUAUGGUCCAUGAACAAGGCGACGCCAUAGAGGCAGCUGAGGAAGAGGAAGUGCUACCUCCUGCUUGUCGGAGCCAUCGUCCUCACCCUCCUCAUCAUUAUAAUUGCUGUUUCAGCAAGAAAAUGAGAUUGACCACUGAGUACAGUUUACGGCGAAGUCAAAAGUGAGGGGGACCUCGUCCAGGUUGGUGCAGUAGGUGCGGAAGAUGGCCAGCGUUUCUUCGUAAUCCUUUGGCAGUUGCUGCAAGAUGGUAGUUUUUUUGCAGAUGGAGAAGGACCUUCUCGAAAGUCGUCGAUCUUCAUGUCACGUGUUAUCGCUGUUGCCUUGAGUCGAAUGGAGAAUGUAGAGACGCUUCUACCUGCUGUUCUCUGUUCAAUUACCCACUGUUCAAUUUUGUCCUCUAACUGUGGCCAUCUCACUUUGUUCCUUCUUCACUUCCGUACCAUUGCUUGAUUAAUGUUAAAUUCUUUGGCGGCUGCUCUAUUCCCAUGUUCUACUGCAUGACUGAUAGCCUUGAGUUUAAAAUCUGCUUCGUAAGCAUGCCUCUUAACAGGUGCCAUUUUUGGGGUUCGUAGACACAAAAAUGUACCAAAAUAUUAUGUUGACGCACAGCACGUACUAUCACAAAAAGUAGCCGGGGUAAACGUACUAUUCUCUGGUUGGUUUAUCGUUGUCAGCGUAAUGCUCCGUCAAGCGGAGCGACUUCGUCGCUCACCAAAGUCGUACUAAAACAUUUUGACCGAUUUUUGAGCAGUGUACCACAUAAAAUUGAUUCGCGGUCAACAAGAAUUCAUAUAUAAAGGCGCACUGGAUUAUAGGGCGCAUUGCCGAUUUGAGAAAAUUCAAGAAUUUUAAGUGCGCUAUAUGGUCCUAAAAAUACGGUAAUCAAAGCCAAACUUUUCAGUUUAAAUCUUGAAAUGCAUCAUUCCAAAAGAGUAAACAAUCCAUUUAUUUUUGACAAGUCGGGAACUUAAAAAAAAAUCCUCUCCACGUCCGUCUCAUCACACAUCUGAUCCCAAUGCGCCUGAGGAAGUGGGUGGAGCCUUCUGGCUUGAAGGCAUAUUCCUUUGACUAUACAUUAGGGAUGAGUACCACCCACAGUGGACCCCCUACAGUUCGCCUACCGCAAGAAUAGAAGUACGGAGGAUGCCACCCCACAGCACUCCACCCUUUCUUAUCUGGACAAUAACAACGCAUAUGUGAGAAUGCUGUUCAUAACAUUGUCAAGUUUGCAGACGACAUAACGGUGAUUGGCCUCAUCAGCAACAACGAGUCGCCGUAAUGGAAAGCAGUCCAGCAUCUGGCCCAAUGGUGCAUCAACAACAACCUGGCACUCAACACCAACAAGACCAAUGAACUCAUUGUGGACUUCAGUAAAUUAGGAAUAAGGACAGUUAUUGCCAAAAUAUGUUGGACAUACAUGAAAUUUGACAUGGCAGUUGUUGCAUAACAUUGGACAGUAAGACAAUGGACAACAAGACAAAUAAAGUGGCAGGAAGGUAAAUUUUCAAGAUUACAAAAGCAAAGGUGGCACACACACCCCCAUCUCCAUCAACGGGACGGAGGUUGAGCUGUCGCAAGCUUUAAGUUCCUGGGUGUCCACAUCUCCGAGGACCUUUUCUUGGACCCUCAUGACCUCAACCCUACAUGGUGAUGGACAACUCCCACCCCAGCCAUAGACUGUUUGGCCUUGUCCCCUCUGGGAGGCGUUACAGGCCCUCCGUUCCCGGACCAGCAGGUUCAGGAACUGCUUCUUCAUUGCCGCUGUCACCCUGGUGAACACUGCACCACGGUUAUAGGCCCCAGACCCUCCGCACCUCUCCAAUGACCUUACUCCCUUCCUCCACGCUGGAUGGCCACGCAAGUCCUUCUAGCCACUGAACAUUUUGCACUUCAACUAUCCCAUAUUUGCACUACCAUGCCAUUUGUAUUGACAACCUUGCUGCUUCAUGUAAAUACUGCGCCACGUAUAUUUCAUACUGUACAUAUUCUCAUUUAUAUGCCACACAUAUAUAUGUAUAUAUUUACUCGGCACUUUAUCUGCUUUAUUGCACUUCUGGGUAGAUUCUAAACUGUAUUUGUCUCACUACCGGUACUGCGAUGAAUAUAAAGUUUAAUAUAAUCUAACGAGUACAUUAAUGCUUCAAUAUUACCACAGUUAUAACUAGGCGGUAUUCAAGUUCAAUCGGUAUACCAGUUUCAAGUAUCCGUAUUUUUUACACACCAACAUACGGUGCAUAGCUGUGGUGACUUGUGGCUUAUCUGCAGGCAGAGCCUCAAUGAUGAGGACGCAGCGCAGCUAGUUGUCUUGAGAUGGAGUCAUGGUUAUAACAAUUAAUAACCCACAACUAACGCUCUUUGAGUGUAAAACAAGACAACACAAGUUUGUGACACAAACAAUUUUAACACCAAUAAUUUAUAAUAAUUACCCCGCCAAACUGCAUGUGGGUACACCUCGCCCACUAUCACAACAAGAAGAAACUCCAUCGCUACAUAAAAACACGAAAAAUGAGCCAACACAAAAUGUGUGAGAGGAGCUGUGUAAUGUUUGGAGGGUGUAAGGUAUCUUUGAGGGAGGGUUUGAAAAAUCUGACGCAAGUUAGAUCAGAAAACGACAUAUUGCAAAGUUUGUCCAACCGCUGGUAUUACCUCUGGUUGACACACUAGCAGCCACAUCAGCUAACAAGCUAAAAAAUUAGCAAGUUAACCCGCCAACAAGGUAACUCGACCGGCCAACUCGCUGGCCAUAACAACAUGCGGUGGACAGCUGUUCUUUUCAGAUUCAAUGAAUGAAUGUGUUUACUUCGUGAUAAUCAUUCAAAAUACCGCAAUAUGAAUUUUUAGCAAUACCACCCAGCCGUAGAAUAACUAUUAAUGUAUAGUAGUAUAAUUAUAUAUGUCUUUGGAAUAAAGUUGGAUUUGGGC
This is a messenger RNA of Gasterosteus aculeatus aculeatus (three-spined stickleback), 3711 nucleotides long. Lineage: Eukaryota; Metazoa; Chordata; Actinopteri; Perciformes; Gasterosteidae. The record is from RefSeq and is a predicted model, not a curated record.